Lepus europaeus (European hare) is the source of this 2160-nucleotide messenger RNA. Its product is annotated as basic proline-rich protein-like. The transcript is spliced from 11 exons. NCBI's taxonomy places the organism in Eukaryota, Metazoa, Chordata, Mammalia, Lagomorpha, Leporidae. Bases 1 to 2160 code for a protein of 719 amino acids. The record is from RefSeq and is a predicted model, not a curated record.
AUGGGCAAGGUGUGGAUGAUGGACGUACAGAUGGACAGGCUGGCCCCGGCGUGCCAGGCGACCGUGAUGGAUGCCAACCGAGAGAGCGCUGUAGCCGGCAGUCAGGGUUUCUGGAGCUCGUCCCUCGCCGCGCUGACGGACGGCAUCAGACUCAUCGUCCACAAAUACGUGGUGAGGACCUACUGCGUGCCAGGCCCGGCCCGGAGCGAGGAAAGGCGGCAGCUGCCGCACAGGCCCCGGGAAGAAGACGCCCGUCUCCCUCUCCACGCCUUGACCGCAAAACGGCAGGAGGAGGAAGAGGAGGAAGCCACCUCCGAGAGCCCCACGGGGCACGGCACAGGGGAGAGGCCGCCCGUCCAGGGACAGACAACGCUCAGCCAAGCAGCCGGCACGGGGCAAACCCCACGGCCCUCCCCGUUCAUGUCAGGGACCUUGGACGCCCCCUUCCCCAGAGAGUGCUCCGUGCACCCCUCCCGCGAGAGCUGGCAGCGCCCCCAGCGGCCCCAGGACCGUGCGGGAGGCGCCGGGGUCGCCCCCCAGCCCUGGCUGCCUGCUGCCGCCCCCGCCGGAGGGGCCGUCAUCCGCCCGGCCCUGCCGCGGCUCCAGCGGCGCUCACGGGGCCGGCGGGGAGCGCAGGAGGCCAAGGCCCAGCGAAGUGAGGACCCCCAGCUCCUGCGGGCGACCCACCGCCCGGAGCGGACAGGACUCUGCAGGCCCCCCUGCAGAGGGCGGGUCACAGCGGUCCCACGGCGGACGGUACAGCUGUUAGCACUGGGCAACUCCGGAGAGAACGCCAGCGGCCCCCGCGCCUCGCGCAAGCCCUGGCCUCAGCCCGCGGCCGCCUCCCCGACAGCCCCGAGCCCCUGCGGGCCUGCCCCGCUCCCAGCCCCGCCGGCGCCCCCGCCUCACCCGUUCCGGCGCCCGCCGGGGUCGUCCCUGGAGCUCCUGGCCGGCAGAAGACGGACAAGUAAAAUCAAAGCCGGCCUCCGGAGGAAAGACCCCGCGACCCGGCCCCGCUCAGCGCGCCGCCUACCUGCUCCGGGCGCGGCGCUGGGGGCUCCAGCUGCGAAGGCCGGGGAAGCAGCUGCGGCGUCCGCGAAUCUCCCCGCACCACCCCCGCCCGUGCUCUCCGCGCGCGUCCCACCCCCGCCCCACAAAGUUAGGGCCAGGGCUGUGCCCGGCCACCCGGGCUGCGGCCUCCCUGGGGGGCGGCCAAAGCUCGGAAGAAGCAGCCGCCGCUCCCUCCGGGGCCUCUCCAACAACGCUCCGGAGACGGCCGGGGGCGCCCCGGAGACGGCCCCGCGCGCCGCUCCCCCGCGCACGCCCCGGCACUGCGUGGGAGCCCCUUCCUCCCAACAACUCCUUGGGGUCUUCAGCCCCUCCCUCCAGCGGCCCUCCCCUCAAAGAACCCCGCAGGGCGUCUUUGGCCUGGAUCCCUCGCGGGAAGCACGCGACACCACUGCGGGGUCCCGGCCCCCGCGCUGCCACCCGCGCGGGCUCCGGCCGCCUCCCGGGAUCUCCGCCCGCCUCGGCCUCCCCCGCCGGGAGUUCCCCGCGCCGGGCAUUGUGCCGCCGCCGCCGCCGCCACGGCCACGCAGCGCGCGGGACUCCCCGGCGUCUCCAAGGAGCCGGAUCCCGGGGCCUUCCCAUUCACAAGAUCGGACCCCGUCCCCGGAGGAGCUACGAGAACCCCGACCCCGCGAGGGGAUCCCUGACCCCGAGGGCGCCACCCCUCCCCGAGCGCCCUCGCCAGCCCCGCCUCCCGCCGCGGGGUCCCAGGCGCCCCUCCCCGGGCCGUGCCCCCACCCCCAACCCGCUCACGGCCGUGGUAAUGACCGCCGCAGGGCGAGGCGGGCGGCGCGGGCUGGGGUACUCACGGGCUCAGCGGUCCCCGCGGCAGGUGACGGGGGCCCGGCGGCCAUGCCCCGGCCGCCGAGCGGGCUGCGGCGUCCCGGGGCCGCACGGGCACCGGCGAGCCGGCGGCGAGGGGCGCGCGAGGCCGGGCUCGGGCGGCUGCGGCGGCCGCGUCUCCUCCGACCACGCGAGCUGCUGGGGCCCGGGCCGUGGCCGCUGUCCGAGGAGGCUCCGCCGGCUCCGGAGCAGCCCCCAGUUCUGUGUGUGCCGGUGAUGUUCGGGGAUGCUUGCCUGGCCGAGCCGUGA